Molecule: messenger RNA, 2812 nt
Organism: Synchiropus splendidus (mandarinfish)
Lineage: Eukaryota; Metazoa; Chordata; Actinopteri; Syngnathiformes; Callionymidae
Gene: cdc42ep1a
Product: CDC42 effector protein (Rho GTPase binding) 1a
Exons: 3
Coding region: 493-1632 (379 amino acids)
Source: RefSeq, a predicted model, not a curated record
CUUGGGUCCUAUUCGACUCCGCCCACUUUCCUGCUGCACAGCGCAGCGCCGCUUCUCAGUAGAAGCGCACCAGCUCCAUCAGUUCCCUCGGACCCAGCCCGGUCGCAAGUUCACUUGGAUACUUAUGGACGGAGACUUCCAUUUGGAUUUACUUUUCUAAGGGAUGGUUCAUUGUAACCCGCAGAACAGAGUGCAGCUGGAACUGGACCUAUUCCUGAUCAGUGGCGUGAGCCAAAGCCUAAAGAAGUCAGUGGAACCAGGCGACUUGACCGCAUGAAGUCCUGCUUCCAGGAAUACAACUGCACAGUGUUCUCCUCAAUUUGUGACAGCUUAAUGUGGCCUGCUAUGAAUAACAACAAUGGACUGAGACUGGGACUGAACCUGACUCACACUUGACAGAGUCCAAAUUUCUCAGCCCUCAGCUUCAAUUGGACCAUUCGAUCGUGACAUAAACGCCAUUUUAUUACAUUGUUAAACCAUCCAUCUGCAAGCAUGAAUCUCCAGGAGAAACUCUCUGGCCUCAAAGGUCUUGUCACACACUCGCAGGGCAAACGGCGUCACAAAACGGACCUGACCGUGGACAUGAUCAGCCCUCCCUUAGGCGACUUCCGCCACACCAUGCACGUAGGCAGAGGUGGCGAUGUGUUUGGAGACACCUCCUUCCUUAGCAACCACGGUGGGCCUGCCAACGGAAACAAUGGGGAGACUGAUUCCAUUUCCACUCCUGACAGCAGGCUGGGCUCCUUCUUCUCCAGGACACUUCGACAAAUCAGGAGGAGUUCUGACAACCGACCAAGAGAGGCAUCCAAGGAUCUGUCACCCCCGCCGCCUGCCAUUUCUCCCAUCAUCAAGAACGCCAUCUCCCUGCCAAGGCUGGAUGUGGAUCUGCCCAAUGGGAGUCCCACCACCAAAGUGCUCUUCCCCAGUGCUCAGAACUCACCAGAGGAGAGGAAAAGCUCAUAUGGUCUGGACUCUGGAUUCGUCACUCUACCCCGUCUGUCCCGCUCCGAGCGCCAGCAGCCCUCCAUCUCCUUCCCCACAUCCUGCUCCCCGAACGUCCAUCGUGGCUCGCUCACCGACCCAUCUGAUGUCAUCCUGCCCUCCUACUCCACCUCCGUCCUGACCUCGGUGAUGAAACCCAGCAGCACUGCCGCCUAUUCUGACUCCCUUCCCUCCCUCACCUCCCUGGACACCUUCACCUUCGACCUAGGGCCGUCUCUCAUGAGCGAGGUUCUAGGCCUGCUGUCCUGCGACUCCGAGGAGCAUGCUCACUCCUGGGAAAGGGAAGAGGAGGGGUCAGCGACCAACGAUGGAUCAGAGAUGGACUCCGCUACCAUCUCAUAUGUGGAUUCUCUCCUGAGGGAGGAGUGUGGGAGUGGGAAAAGCCCAUCUGGCGCCGAGUGGGACGAGCAAGUGCAUGUGAGUGGAGAAGUGACUGGUUCUCCGGAGCGAGUGAGGAUGGAAAGCGAGCGUUUCCAGAACGCCUCAGACGUGCUCGCUCGCCAUUACGGCGUCGGCAGUCUCGUGAAGGAAAAAACCAAAGUGGGGGAUUCAGAAACGAUGAUGAUCAGCCCGGCGAGGAAGAAGACCUCCUACAGUUACCUGGAUGAUGAUGACGAGAUUAAAGUCUAGGACGACGUGUCGCCUUUCCACUUCCAUUCCAUUUUUGAUCAAGACUGGCUCUUGAAACACACUAACUGCAACGUGACGCUGGCUGAAGUAUCCAGCACUGGGACGCUGUCAGGAUAUCAGCGGCACACUUUGUUAUGAAUGUAUAUGGAGUGAGAGAAAGACUGUUUGGUAUGAGAUGAAUCAUUGGGUAACUAGACAUAAGAAAAUGGGGAACACUAAUAACAUCGCUACGACAAUCCUAUGUAUUUCGCAAUGACGUUUUGACGCACUCUGAAUGACCUCAUAGUCAGCUACUAAAGUUAUCCUGUAUAACUCAAUUGCUUUCUCAUUUAAAUCAACAAGUGUGAAGAGGAGUAUUGUGCCAUAGAUGUUCAGUCUUAGGUUGAGGUUGGUUCCUUAAAAUAUACCUAUCUAUCACUGAGUUCAUCGGGACUUGGGGACCGAAGACUAGAUGCACCGGGUGAUGCAGUAAUUGUGGGUGAAGAUAGGGACAUUUUCUAACUUAUUGAUGAACCACUGAGAACUGGAAAAUAAUUGAAGAUAAACAACCAAAAAAUGGCAGGCUAUCACAUGGACAUAUCGUAAGUCUUUGGACCACAUUGCAGUACUUGGACUCACACUGUGUUUCACAAAAAAAGACAAAAAAAAACCCACACAUAACGCAUAAAAAUGAAGUCACACAGUAAAACCUGGAGGCGUAUAUAUUGUAUAACUAAAAAAAAAACAUACUAUUACCAUCAAAUAUACAAGAUAAUCACAUUCGCUUCACUCUCGGUUUGGAACAAACACGUCCUCGUGACCUCUGUGUUCAAAAUACAUGGCAGUCCGCUGCUCUAGACAGAUUGUACAGAUGGUCAUUCACUAAACUCAGGAAGCCUACGUGAAAAGGGAGACAAGGCCGAGACAGCUCAGCGUUUCAGUCGCAACAGCAACUAUGGGACAACAAACCAAUCAAUUGUGUCACGACGCACCUUUUUAUUUGAGUGACUGCCUUUUGUCACCAUUGACAUGUACCGGUUUUUAUACAUCAAGAUGUCAGCUGACCUCGCUUAGUUAUAUACAUAUAUAGAUAUAUGUACACACACACACAUAUGUUUAACCAACCUCAGUAAGCUGCAGUUCACGCCCAGUAGCCAAUGCUAUGUUGUUAUGCAAUAACAAUAAAGAUGCUUCUACUUAG